AUGGAGGCAUCGUCAGCUGCCGAUGACGGCAAGGAGGCCAAACGCGCUGAGAGGAAGCGCAAGAUGGAUCAGCUGGCUGCCAAGAUGCGGGCGAAACAAGGGAAGGCGGAGGAUGACGAUGAUAGCGGCGGGGAGCAAGGCGAAGGCGAUGAGGAUGACGACGGUAGCUAUGAGGAGAGGCCCAGGCGCAGACCACACAGAACUGCCACCGACGCGCCCAGAAAGAUGGGCACAGCACAGGUAUGAGCGGCACGACAUCGAUUCAUUAAUUGUCCUUUGUUUUCUUUGUAUCACUGCAUCAGUUUCUAUCGCACGGCAACGACCUGAGGCGCAAACGCAACGAGGAGGAGGACUGCUAUGGCGAUGAUGACGAUGACUUCAUCGAUGGUACGCACAGUGAAUGGACGCCAUUGCAUAUGCACUCAUGGACGCUGUGGUUGGUUCAGAUGACGAUGAUGCCAUCGAGUACCACGAUAGCGAAGAGAAGAAGAAGCGCAAGAAGCGUGGCGGCAAGGCGAGGGAGAAGCGCCGCGCCGCCACGACCAACAGGGGCGGCCGGCUCAAGCAGAAGAAGCGGCGUCGGAAGGACAGCGACAGUGAGGACUCGUCGUCAGGGGAUAGCAGCGAUGAGAGCGGGGAGAGCGGGGGCGAGGAGGGCGAGGAGGGCGAGGAGGAGGGAGAGAAUGAUGAUGACGAUGUGGAUGAGAGGGCCAUGUACAUGCGGUCGCUGCAUGAGGAGCCCGACAGGCGCAGGGGGGGAUGUGAUGAAGACAUCGACCCCAGAAAGGCGUUCAAGAGGUACACCCACUGGCUUCCAUCCACAUAUGUGAUUGAUGGGCCUGUCUGUCCGCUGUGUGGUGUGUGUAAGGUACGUGGAGUAUCUGUGUCUGCUCACGCUGUCGCCCACAUUCGACUACGACGCAUAUGAGAAGCAGCUGCAGCAGGAGGAAGACGACGAUGUCGAUGGUCAGCCGCUUAUGCUCACAUAUGACUUAUGCAUAGUGUGUGUUGGCCAUGUGUGGGUUGGCGCAGAUGAGAAUGAUGCACCCAAGGGUCGGGCGUACUACACAGUAGCAGAGCAGCGCGUCGAGGACAAGCUGCGCACCCUGCAGCACUCGCAGCUGGAAUCACGCUUCACCAAGGACGUCACGGACCGGCUGUGUCGCCGACCGCAAUUCUUCUACUACCAAUUGGGCCGCGCACAGAUUGACCGCCUGUAAACAAACACGGCUCAAGAGAGGCAGGCCUGGGUAACACUGCAUUCAUUCACGAGAGCGUGGCCGCCCCUUGUGUGUUGUGUGUGUGUGUGCAGGAGGGAGAUGCGUGAGAAGUGCGUUGCCUGCCACCGUAGCCGGCCGCCUCCCAGCCGCAGCAUCCUCAUGAACGGCACCCAAUACGACUCUGGUGGGGCAACUGACUGAAGCCAAUAAAGCUCCAUACAUGGAUACACACACUCUGCUUUUCUGGCAUGUGCGUGGUGCGUGUGUGCAGAGGCGCUGUGGGAGGGCGACAUUCGUCCGUUCAUGGGCAGGCAGAGCAGAAUGAGAACAAGACCACUGAUGCAUCCAACAGCUUCCAUUGCACCUUUGGUAUUUAUUGCUGCAGAGGCUUUCCAGCUGCCGUGGCUGGGGCAGGCAGCAUUCCCUGACGACCAAGGUAAGGCGUCCAUCAGCCAUCCAUCCAUCCAUCCAUUCCUCAUUCCAUCCGUCAGACCCCUUCAAGUCCGACGAUGGUGAGGGCGAUGCCAUGGACGGUGCUGGUGACCCUGCGACCAUUGCAUACCCCUUCUACACCCAGGGCGCACGCUACUCAAACCCAUACGACAUGCAGAGUGAGUGGGCUGCGUGUGGUGUGCAUCCAUCGACCUUCCCACCCAUCCGUCCGUCGUGUGGCUGUAUGCCUCUGCAGACGAGUACACGCAUGUGGCUCACCCAGAGGACAACGCAGAAGAUCGGAUGCUCGUCGGUGAGUGAGCCAAACACCAAUCCACCGACCCACAUGCAGCCGCUGUGUCUGCGUGUCAUUUCGUUCAGGGUCGACGUGUGGCGACCGCAUGAGACGGUGGCACUACCUGCAGCACUACAAGGCCAAGCUGCUGUGGAAGAUACACACCGAGCUGGAGAGCAUGUCGUCAGAAAUGCGCAAGAAACCUCUUAGCGCGGCCAAGACCGUCCGCACGGUAGGCAGCUGAAUGGAUGGAUGGGCGGCACACGGAAGAAGACACACCACCCCGCACAUGAUAUGUGUCUGUGUCUGUGUGUGUGUGUGUGGUGGGUGUAGUCGCAUGGCGAGGAUUGGUGGAAGGAGUACGAGGCGUACUGUUCAUUUGGGGCGGAGCAUGGCGAGAAGGGGCAGCUUGCCACCGACACAUGGAUGGACGCAUGAUCCAGUUCUGUAGCUGACGGGGCAGGCGUAGCAUUCAUGCAUUCAUGGGACAGGCAUGUGCGAUGCAUGCUUCAUGCCAUCCAUCCCGGCAGUGUCUGUCAAUAUGUAUAGUUGGUUCACGCAUAUAUCGAUCACACACCUCCAGCUGUACAGACAGAGUAAGCUAACGGCAAUCAAUCGAAAACUAUG
Messenger RNA from Vitrella brassicaformis, 2574 nucleotides. The record is from the annotation of a GenBank genome assembly. Lineage: Eukaryota; Vitrellaceae.